Saccoglossus kowalevskii is the source of this 1074-nucleotide messenger RNA. RefSeq lists its product as uncharacterized. Lineage: Eukaryota; Metazoa; Hemichordata; Enteropneusta; Harrimaniidae. The record is from RefSeq and is a predicted model, not a curated record.
AUGUCAGGUGAUCACCCGGACGAUUUUAAAGCUGGGUAUAUAGAUUGCAAUUCACCAUCUAUAUCACCAUCACAAUCACCAGACAACCCUAACCCAACAACAAAGGCAACAACUACACUGCCAAGUACGACUAAAAAGCCAGCUGCUGUAACACCUACCCCUGCAAAGGCUUCUCCUGUCUUACCAGUUACUGAGAAACACACCACAUUGCAAUUGACAACUCGUGCGAUAGUCACCACUGCUACACCUCAGAACUCAAGCUCAAACAGCACCUCAAACAGUACGUCUUCAUCAGCUGCUCCAGUCGUUGCAAGUAAAAAUACAACCACAGUUUCACCAUCUGGUAGUGAUGUUCAAAAGCGUGACGUUUCUGAUCCAAUUCCUACAUGUAUCAUUUUCAAGUAUUUUUCUUCUAGUAAACUGAUUUUUGGUAAUUCUACUUGGAGAGCUAAUUUCUCUUGUGACGUUACUGGAAUUUGUGAGAACAUGGAAUAUCAAGAUAAUAUCAUGUUCAAUAAUACCAAAGGCAAACUGUAUUGUUGCAAAGGAAAUGACUGUAACACACGUGAUUGGUUAGACAGAGUCAAAUUUAAACCCAUUGUAAGAGAUUGUUAUACUGGUUCAAUCACUACUGAAGAGACAGCAGUUCGAUUGGAAAACACUACGUGUGCUGAAGAGAAAAGCCACUAUUGUGUUAACAUGACAAAUGUGAAGAAUGUAACAACAUUUUCCUGUGCUAAUGAUGCUUUCAAAAAAUAUUGCUUUCAAAAUGAAGGACAAAGCUGCUUUACAAAAGAGAUUUCUGGAGAGCAACAAAAGAUCUGUUGCUGCAACAGUAGCUAUUGCAAUGUACACCCGAAAUAUAUUGCAGUACCGGUACAUGUGAAUCCUGAAAUAAAAGGCAAGGCCAAGUUCAACUACAGCAUGGUGUUUUUUAUUUUGUCGCCUCUGAUUAUAGUCGGUUUAUGCAUCACUGUGAUUGUGUUGCUGGUACGAAGACGCAAAAUGAACUGGAGUCCAGAUAUGGUACAGUACACUUACAAGCGGUUAACAGCUGAUCUGGCAGAUGGGUAG